Messenger RNA from Durusdinium trenchii, 1014 nucleotides. Lineage: Eukaryota; Dinophyceae; Suessiales; Symbiodiniaceae. The record is from the annotation of a GenBank genome assembly.
AUGAAGUUUCCCAAUCUCUCUGUGCUUUUGCGAGCACAAAAUGGCCUUGGGUACUUGAUCAUCAUCUCCAUUCAAUUUGGUGUCCAGCCUUUGCUUGUGAAGCAAUUUAUUGACAAGCAGUGCGUGACAAGUUCGGUGGUCCUCAGCGCAGAAUUGGCAAAGAUUGUGGGCUGUUUGUUCAUCAUGUUUUCCGAUGACACCGCUGAGCGUUGCUUCCGCAACUGGAAACUUCAGGACUGCCUGCUGGCGGCAGGUAUCCCAUCGGUGACUUACCUCAUCCAGAACUUUUGCGUACAGGUCGCAUACCAAAACUUGGAUGGCGUUGUUUUUAACGUCUUAAAUCAGUCAAAAGUGCUAUUUACGGCGUUCUUCUCCUUCCUUCUAAAUGGAAGGACCCAGUCUCUCUUCCAGUGUAUAGCCUUGGUGCUGGUGACUGCUGGUGGCAUAUUGGUCAGCCUGCCUGGCGGAUCAAGCGAAGCUCACCAGGAGAACCGCGCCUGGGGACUCGUUUGCGCCAUCUUCGCCAGUGGCCUCUCUGGCUUUGGUAGUGGCAUCACGGAGUGGGCGCUGCAAAAGCGCGGUCGGAACAGCUUUCUUUUGUCUUUGGAGCUUGCCACGAUGGGAUGCCUCAUCCUCGUCACCACGCUGCUACUGGGUUUGUCGCCAGACAGUGUUAGGAUGAAGGAGUUUGGCUUUUUCGCUGGGUGGCGAGCCACCACGGUGAUUCCAGUACUCACACAGGGCCUCGCUGGAAUUAUUGUAGGAAUUGUGACGCAGGUUGCUGGUGGAGUGCGGAAGGUCAUGGCGACCAUUUGUGGAUUAAUCCUCACUUGUUUGCUUCAACAGGUUCUACUGGGCCUGCAACUUUCGUGGUUGGUUCUGGCUGCUGUGCCUUUGGUGGCUGGGGGCAUCUACCUUCAUUCCGCUGACCCGGAUGAUCUGCAAGACCUCUUGCGACAUGUGCGUCGUGCUGUGGAGGCCGGCUACCCGCGCACCCAAGUUCUUGCCAAGUGA